Messenger RNA from Nomascus leucogenys (northern white-cheeked gibbon), 1341 nucleotides. RefSeq names its product translation initiation factor IF-2. The record is from RefSeq and is a predicted model, not a curated record. The transcript has 4 exons. The coding region runs from base 116 to 760 and encodes 214 amino acids. Lineage: Eukaryota; Metazoa; Chordata; Mammalia; Primates; Hylobatidae.
CUACCCGGGCUCCGGGCUCCGGGCCCGCACCGCCCCAGGUGGCAGAGGGGGCAGGCGGCCGUCCGCGCCGCUCGGUCACUUGCUGCAGACGGGCCCCGCUGCGCCCGCGCCAGACAUGGCCCCUCCCCGGCCGGCCGCGCUCUGCCCGGACCCCCGCCCCCUGCUCGGUGCUGGCCCCGGGCCCCUCGCCCCGCACUCGCCCGGGCGCACCGCAGGGCUUGGAAAGCAGCCCCGGCGAACGAAAAGGCGAGUGAGGAGGCGGGCGCGGGUGGGAGGAGCAGCCAGCAAGCCUAGGAGUCCAGAGAGCCAGCGCCGGGGAGGCAGCGAGGAGGCAGGCGGGCCGGCGAGCGCUCCUUCUUCCCGCUCCUCUGGCGCUCUCGCCCUCGGGCGGCGGCGACCCACCCUCUUCCAACCUCUGGCGCGGAUAGCAGGGGCCUCGGGGCGCUCUCCCAGCCUUGCGCGCCCUGGAUCGCACAAGAGGCCGCCUCGGGAGCGCCAGAGUGAGCGCUCGACAAAUGUUUACCGAGUGCCCACGGGGUGCCUAGAGCCUGGCGGGACGUCGCGGGGAUGCGGCUGGAGGAAUCCGAGCCGGCCCUGCCCUCUCGGCACUCGCGGUCUGGACCAGGAAGGCGGCCCGAGCCGGACGGACACCCAGCGCACUGGGGACCGGAUCAGCGAUCUUCGCCGCACCCCUGGUACCCGCAGUGCCUUGAACCCAGCGCCUGGUAGCCACUGUAGCUGCGCAGUCACGAUUUGUUGAGGGAGUGGCCUACCUGUCGCCUGUUGGGAGCACUUGCUUCUGCUGGACACCUGCUAAGCCUGCACUGCCCAAGCCCACAUCACCCACAACUCCUCACUGCAUGGAGAGGCUGGUUCUGCUCCUCAGAGUUUGGAGAAGGAGGAGCAACGUCCAGAGAGCACCUUGUCCAGAGUCAGACAGCCAAUCUGUAAUGGAGCCAGGAUCCAAAGCCACAUCUGUCUACACAGCCCAGGCCUUUAAGCAUCAGUGCACGUUCAGUGACCUGAGAGCAGCCCCUUCCUUCCUUGCUUUAACCUAAAGCAACACUUCUCCAACCAAACUGUGCAUGUGAAUCCCCUGGGGGUCUGUUAGAACAUAGAUUCCCACAGUCAGUCUGAGUGGGCUGAGAUUCUGCACUUCUAACUAGCUCCUGGGGGCUUGGAGGCUGUGGUCUUCAGGCUGUAUGUUGAGGAUCGAGGCUCUAGAUUUCUGAAGUUAUAGGUGACAAAUUGGGGCUUCAAAUUAAAACUUCAAUAUCUGUGAUUCCAGGUGUCUUUUUAAAUUAACUCAUUAAUUCUCCCAACUACCUUAUAUGAUUUUUA